CGCGACUGACGUCACUGCCGGGCGCCAGGCGGCACGUUGGCCGGGAUUUCGGCGGGCUUCCUGGGGCCCAAAAUGGCUAUGGCUAGUGAUUUCUACCUGCGCUACUAUGUAGGGCACAAGGGCAAGUUUGGACACGAGUUUCUAGAGUUCGAGUUUCGGCCGGACGGAAAGCUUAGAUAUGCCAACAACAGCAAUUAUAAAAAUGAUGUCAUGAUCAGAAAAGAGGCUUAUGUACACAAGAGUGUAAUGGAAGAACUAAAGAGAAUUAUUGAUGACAGUGAAAUUACAAAAGAAGAUGAUGCUUUGUGGCCUCCUCCUGACAGGGUUGGUCGACAGGAGCUGGAAAUUGUAAUUGGAGAUGAGCACAUUUCUUUUACUACAUCAAAAAUAGGUUCUCUUAUUGAUGUAAAUCAGUCAAAGGAUCCUGAAGGCCUUCGAGUAUUUUACUAUUUGGUACAAGACCUGAAAUGUUUAGUUUUCAGUCUCAUUGGAUUACACUUCAAGAUUAAACCAAUUUAAAUUUUA
This is a messenger RNA of Propithecus coquereli (Coquerel's sifaka), 525 nucleotides long. RefSeq names its product mago-nashi homolog B (Drosophila) (gene MAGOHB). Bases 73 to 519 code for a protein of 148 amino acids. Gene Ontology annotation, cellular component: catalytic step 2 spliceosome; exon-exon junction complex; nucleus. NCBI's taxonomy places the organism in Eukaryota, Metazoa, Chordata, Mammalia, Primates, Indriidae. The transcript has 5 exons. The record is from RefSeq and is a predicted model, not a curated record. Gene Ontology annotation, biological process: RNA splicing.